UUUGUUUGCUGGCCGCCAGUCGCCGAUGUCACAUCGAAGACGCUGCUACGCGGUUUGUGUGGAGCGCGCAAAAUAACUGAAUAAUAAAAAAGCAACGAAACGAAACGAACAUAAAAGAACAGAAUCGAGUAUAUAGAGAAGACCGUAAAUUGUGUAGCAUAAUAGCCAAGCGACGUGCAAUAUCAUUUGUUAACUGCGAUCGUUCGGACACGGCACGGCUGAUUGAUUACAAUGCUAUCGGCACGAGAACAGUUUUUUAAUAGCGAUGGCGGUACUCCCGGCAUAGGACUAGGCAUUGAGAUAGGCGAGAGUGGCACAGCGAAACCGGGACGUGGUGUCUACAAUGCCACCACUGUGCCUAUGACGAGUGCGAGCAGCUGGCGCAAUGGACAGACAAACACAACAACCACUGCCACGCCCACUGGCGCUGCACCAAUUGCGUCCUCCAAGCAAACGCCGUUGGAGCCGGUGGUAGAGGACGAGGAGGAUUUCCACAUUGAUACGAACGCGCUAUCCAACCUGCCGCCGCGCGAUCCCGUGGACAUUGAGUUCAAGGAGCUCUCGUUGACGGUCAAAUUGGGCUUCAAUCGAGGUGAAAAAGAAAUAUUGCACAAUGUUUGCGGCAAGUUUCCAGGCAGCCAGCUGAUUGCCAUCAUGGGCCCAUCGGGAGCUGGUAAAUCUACGCUGCUCGAUGCUCUUUCCGGCUUUAAGACCACCGGCGUCGAUGGUUCCAUACGACUCAAUGGACGACGACGUGAUUUGCCCUCGUUUCGUCGCAUGUCCUGCUAUAUCACACAGGAUGAUCGUCUGCAGCCUUUGCUAACGGUCACCGAGAAUAUGCAUAUAGCAGCCGAUCUGAAAUUGGGCGAGAAUGUCAGCUAUGAGGAGAAGGAGAGCAGAAUUGAGGACAUUCUGUUGCUGCUGGGUCUUUAUGAUCACGAUCAGACGCUGACAGGCCGCCUGUCGGGCGGACAGAAGAAGAGGCUAUCCAUUGCCAUGGAAUUGAUAAAUAAUCCCACUGUGAUGUUUCUGGACGAGCCCACGACUGGCUUGGACAGCAGUUCCUGCACCAAAGUCUUGGAGCUAUUGAAACGUUUGACCACCCAGGGUCGCACCAUCAUUUGCACCAUUCAUCAGCCCACUGCCAAGCUAUUCCAAAUUUUCGAUCAAGUCUAUGUGCUCUCUUCCGGUAAUUGCGUCUACCAGGGCGGCACUCAGAAGAUGGUGCCAUUCCUGCAAUCUGUAGAACUGCCAUGUCCCAUGUACCACAAUCCAGCUGAUUACAUAAUUGAACUGGCCUGCGGUGAGUACGGCUUUGACAAGAUCGAUACGUUGAAGACUGCGUCGGAGAAUGGUAGCAGUCUGACCUGGUUCAACAAUCCGGGCGCUGUGCUACGCUCCGAGGCGCUCAUCCACAAGCAUCCCAUACCCAAGCGUAGUAAAAAUGUUUCCCUGGAGAACACCAGCUUUAUGAAUCAGUGUACCGUGCUGCUGCGACGAGGCUAUAUCAAGUCUGGUCGAGAUACGACUCUGACCCAUCUUCGCCUGUUUGUCAACAUUGCUGUGGCCGUACUCUAUGGUGCGAUGUAUGACCAUUCCGGCAAGGAGGGCUCACGAGUUUUGGAUAAUUAUAAUCUUCUAUUUGCCAUAUUGAUGCAUCAUUCCAUGACGACAAUGAUGUUGACGGUUCUAACAUUCCCCCUUGAGAUGACGAUCUUAAUCAAGGAGCAUUUCAAUCGCUGGUAUUCCCUGAAGGCCUACUACUUUGCCUUGACGCUUUUAGAAAUACCCAUAACGUUUAUCAGUACAUUCGUGUUCACGGUCAUCAUUUAUUUGUGGAGCUAUCAGCCCAUGGAAUGGGUGCGCUUCUGGAUGUUUUUUGUGAUCAGUUUGCUUGUGGUGUUUGUGGGACAGAGCUUUGGACUGAUAAUUGGCGCUUGGUGCAAUGUGGUCAACGGAACCUUCCUGGCUCCAGUGCUAACCAUUCCCAUGAUGAUGUUCGCCGGCUUUGGCGUCACCUUGCGUGAUCUGCCCAGCUACUUGAAGUGGGGCAGUCACAUAUCGCAUUUGCGAUAUGGUCUUGAAGGCUAUAUAGCAGCCAUCUAUGGAAUGAAUCGCGGGGUUUUGGAUUGCAACGAGGCGCCCUAUUGCCAUUACAGAUAUCCAAAGAAGUUUUUGGAGGAGAUUACCAUGUCUGGCGAUCAGUUCUGGAAUGAUCUCAUGGCACUGAGCAUAAUACUACUCCUUUUCCGCGUGGGCGCCUAUUUUGUGCUCAAGGCCAAGCUCAAGUCGAUCAGAUGA
Molecule: messenger RNA, 2301 nt
Organism: Drosophila hydei
Lineage: Eukaryota; Metazoa; Arthropoda; Insecta; Diptera; Drosophilidae
Product: ATP-binding cassette sub-family G member 4
Exons: 10
Coding region: 232-2301 (689 amino acids)
Cellular component (GO): plasma membrane
Molecular function (GO): ATP hydrolysis activity; ABC-type transporter activity; ATP binding
Source: RefSeq, a predicted model, not a curated record